Messenger RNA from Cladophialophora immunda, 1065 nucleotides. RefSeq lists its product as uncharacterized. The record is from RefSeq and is a predicted model, not a curated record. The transcript has 3 exons. Gene Ontology annotation, molecular function: metallopeptidase activity. Bases 1 to 1065 code for a protein of 354 amino acids. NCBI's taxonomy places the organism in Eukaryota, Fungi, Ascomycota, Eurotiomycetes, Chaetothyriales, Herpotrichiellaceae.
AUGAUUUGUUUCGCUGGGAAAUCGUCCACUUGCUUGGUCCUUUUGCCGUUUGUCGUCCUAACGAGCUUCUGCUCAUCCAGCUUCGGCGCGGUUCCCAAAUACCGACCCAUCCAUCGUUCGUGCGGCGUGGCUGCGCCCUCGGAAGACCUUGUUUCCACACACCGAUAUCUGCAAGAACACGAGCCCCUAGAGAACGACCUAUGGAACAGUUCUCUCGUCGCUGCCCGUCAUUCCUCCAGCCAUGAACGCCGCCAAACCUUGUCUCCCUUGUACACGAUCGACACGUACCUGCACAUCGUCUCGGAUACGGCCAGCGCGUCGUCCUCGUCGCCGAACUACGUGACAGACGGCAUGAUCCAGAACCAGUUCAUCUAUCUCGCGCGGUCGUACACCAACGCGUCGAUCGGGUUCCGCCUGGCGGGCGUGACCCGGACGACGAACGACACGUGGGCGAGCAACGGGGACGACGUCGGCAUGAAACAGGCGCUGCGCCAGGGGACCUACUCGAGCCUGAACAUCUACUACCAAUCGCUCCUGCAGGCCGGCAGCAACACUCCCGGGGUCCCCGCGGGCAGCACGCUGCUGGGUUUCUGCUCCUUGCCCGCCGCCGGGGUGACUGCGACGACACCGCGGAGCGUGUAUGUCGUCGAUGGGUGUAAUGUGCUGAGCGGGACAAUGCCAGGAGGGAACAUGCAGGGUUACAAUCUGGGAGGCACAACGGCACACGAGGUGGGCCAUUGGAACGGGCUGCUGCACACGUUCAAUGGGAACAGUUGCGAUGCCUCUGACUGGGGGGAUUAUGUGGCGGACACGCCGCAGGAGAUGACCAGCACAAACGGCUGUCCUGUCUACAAAGACUCGUGUCCCAACUCGGGCAUCUCAUCCACCGCGUACACCGGGCUGUCCAGCCAGGGAUCGAACCCAUACGGUCCGCAGGGCUUUUCAGGGCUCGACCCGAUCCACAACUUUAUGGACUACUCGAGCGACGCGUGCUAUACGGGGUUUACGCCGGGUCAAGGGGCCAGGAUGCUGAAUGUGUGGAACAUCUAUCGGGCUGGGCUGUGA